AACCGCCCGGGACUUCCUUCAACAGGAGUCGAGUGGUGUGUGACGAUAUAAACCAAGGGAACUUCAACUAACCCGUUGCUGGAGGUCUUCUUAAGAGGACUUGAGGAAUCCCCCCCCCAUCUUAACCCUGGCUAUCUCUAUCUCUCCCCCAUCAACCUGUAUAAAGAUUAGUUAGUAUCUUGCCUUCGUGUUAGGUUGCUCGCCAUCAUGAGUACAGACGAGAACACCAUCUCCCCUACCCGCACCCUUCUCUUUGCGGCAUGGAGAAUCUUCAAGGAGCAGUGGGCCUAUCUCAUACCACUCUUCCUCGUCUUCCGGAUUUUAUAUAAACGCUAUGCUUCUCCCCUGCGCCAGUACCCCGGCCCAUUCCUGGCCUCCUUCACCCGUCUCUGGAAGGUCAUCUCGACAGCUGGUGAGAACACACAUCUAGACCACAUAGAACUGCACCGCAAGUAUGGCCCCAUCGUGCGAAUCGCGCCCAACGAGCUCUCGUUCUCUUCUCCCUUGGUCGCGCGCCACGUCCUCUCGGCGGGCAAGCGCUUCUACAAGACGGACUUCUACAACGUGUUCCCGCCGCCGGAGAACCCGGACAUCUUCACGGAGACGCGGGAGGACGUGCACGCGAUGAAGAAGAAGGUGGCCAACGUGCCGUACUCGAUGGCGGCCAUGCGCCAGCUCAGCCCCUUCAUCGACGACACCAUCGACUACCUCGUCAGCCGGCUCGACCAGUUCUGCCCCGACACCGCGAUCCCGGGCUUCCAGCAGGCCGGGCUUCCCGGCCGCAACCCCGUCGUCAACCUCGGCGACUGGCUGCACUACUUCGCGUUCGACGUGCUGGGCGAGGUCGCCUUCGGCCGCUCCUUCGGCUUCAUGGCCGCCGGCGUCGACAAGGAGAACGCCAUCAAGACCAUCGACAACAGCCAGAAGUACAACGGCAUCGUCGGCCAGAUCCCCGAGCUCGACUUCCUGCUCAGGCGGAACCCGCUGUGGAAGUUCAUCCCGGCCCUGAACCCCGGCAACGCGCUCAUCACGAGGAUCGCGGUCGAGGAGAUGCAGAAGCGCCGCCCGUUUGAGGCGGAGCGCGACGGAAAAGGCGCCGGUGGCGACGGGCGUGAGGAUCUGCUCUCGUCGCUGAUCAGGGGCCACUUGAAGGACAAGGAGCGCUUCCACGAGGGCGAUAUCUUUGCUGUUUCGCACGGCGCUAUCUUCGCAGGCUCCGACUCCACGGCCUCGACCAUGCAAUCCUUCUUCUGGAACGUGCUCUCCGUGCCCCGCGUGAUCGCGCGGCUGGUCGAAGAGCUGGAGCUCGCCGUGCGCGACGGCACGAUCCAGGAGCAAGGGAACGUGCAGUGGACGGAGGCGCAGAACCUCCCGUACUUCCAGGCGUGCCUGAAGGAGUCGAUGCGCGUCCGCCCCGCCGUCGGCCUCAACAUCGGCCGCCUCGCGCCCCCCGAGGGCGUCGAGAUCGAGGGCCGCCACUUCCCCGGCGGCACCAGGCUCGCGCUCAACGGCUGGGUGCUGCACCGCGACACGGCGACGUUCGGCGAGGAUGCGGAUGUCUUUAGGCCUGAGAGGUGGCUGGAGGAUGCGGAGAAUGCGCGGGUGAUGGAGCGGUAUAUGUUCCAGUUCGGCGGCGGCAGCCACGUGUGCAUCGGGCGCAACCUCGCGCUCCUCGAGAUCAACAAGGUCGUGCCGCGCCUGCUGCGCGACUUCAACUUCGAGCUCGCCUACCCCGGCCGCCCGCUCAAGGCCAAGGCGACCUUCUUCGUCGUGCAGGAGGGCCUCGAGGUCUUCAUCUCCCGGAAAUCGGCCCAGAAGCUGGGGUAGAUAGAUGGGCCUCCGCGCGAUAAGACGAAACGAAACGAAACGAAACGAAUUAUCUAACCUAGAGAAACAACAAACAAAAUUUGCACAUAUAUAUCUAUCUUUUUAUGAUGCUAUUUAAUUGAUACCUUAAUCGAAAUAGUAUCGGGGACGGUCUUCCAAUAUCACAUCCUGCUUUUUUUUUUUGGGCACUGCGGCGGCGUUGGUUGUUGCGCGGCGGAUUGGCGGGGUCGUGGCUUAGCGGUCGAUUUUUUUUUUCUUUUUCUCUACGAA
Molecule: messenger RNA, 2097 nt
Organism: Hypoxylon fragiforme
Lineage: Eukaryota; Fungi; Ascomycota; Sordariomycetes; Xylariales; Hypoxylaceae
Product: cytochrome P450
Exons: 3
Coding region: 208-1827 (539 amino acids)
Molecular function (GO): monooxygenase activity; heme binding; oxidoreductase activity, acting on paired donors, with incorporation or reduction of molecular oxygen
Source: RefSeq, a predicted model, not a curated record